This is a messenger RNA of Micropterus dolomieu (smallmouth bass), 1872 nucleotides long. RefSeq names its product HEAT repeat containing 4 (gene heatr4). The record is from RefSeq and is a predicted model, not a curated record. NCBI's taxonomy places the organism in Eukaryota, Metazoa, Chordata, Actinopteri, Centrarchiformes, Centrarchidae. The transcript has 10 exons. Gene Ontology annotation, molecular function: oxidoreductase activity. The coding region runs from base 132 to 1823 and encodes 563 amino acids.
CUGCAGCCGGCACGCUAACCAUACCGUGCUAGUUUUGUACAAGAUUUGUUAAAGCGGUCCAUAUUAGUCCCGCCCCCUGCUGCUUCACGCAGAACUUGUUCUCUCUUGUUUCUCCAGAUCCUGCCGGUGAGAUGGAUCCGUCACGUUGUGGCUCCAAAGUGUCGGGUUCAGGCUCCAUCCAGCUGCACAGAUCCAAGAAUCUCUACCGGCGCUUUCUGGCUGAUGCCGCCGCCGGCCUCAGCUUCUCCCAUGACUGCGUGGUGGACCUCGGUGCCGGCGGCGUCUCCUACAGCCGGGCCGACUUUUGCCAGUUAUUCAGGCCCCCCGGAGCCCUGAAGCCGUCCGCCAAGGGGAGGCCACAGGACCGGAAACUUUGCAGACCUGCUCCGAGGCCAAAGGUCCAACAGGCCGAGCGAUUCGGGGACCUGCUGCCUGUACUGGAGCCGCCUGAGUCUUUGGAUCAGCUUGGAUCAGAACUGCUGCAGGGUUCCUGCGGUCCAGCCAGAGCGACUGCUGUCAGUUCUGCUGACCACCAUCCGAAGAGGGCUUCAGGGUCAACCAAACCAGUCCAGAAAGUGGCUCAUCGAGACCACGACCACAGCACCGGGGACAACUCCCCAAAGUACCACAAAAACCCGCAGAGGUGGUUCUCCCCAGGCCCACAGAGGCGGACCGGCCCGGCCCCCGACAACAAGACCACAGGGGGCCUAAAGAGAGACCUGACGGAGCCGGCGGACCAGGUCCAGACAGCAGCCGUCCCUUCCUGGACCCCCACUGGACCGCGGCCACAGUCAGGUUCACAUGCGGCACAGUGUUCAGCCCUGGAUGGAGACCACAGCAGGAAGUCCCUCCAGACACUUUCAGCACAGCUCUUCCUCUGCCAGGACCGCCGGCCUGACGCCCAGCUGCUCGGUUCCCAGCUGACCUGCUUCAGCAGCCAGACGACUCUUGUGCGCUCCCUGCUGGCCGAGCAGCUGAACAGCUCUGAGUGGAGAAGCAGACUGUUGUCCUGUGACAUCCUGUCCAGCUUCGCAGGGCCCAUUAAUAAGGAUGUGGUGCACAAGCUGACCCGUCUGAUGUGGAGCGACCAGCGCCGCACGGUGCGUCUCGCCGCUGCAGAGGCCCUGAUGAAGCUGGGAAAGACGCAGGAAGUUUACAAAGAGUUAUGGUUGAAGCUGGAGGAGGGGCGGGGUCUCCAGUUCAGGAUGGAGGCUCUGGAUGUAAUCAGCCACCUGAAGAUAGAGACGCUGCUCGAGCCUCUUGUGAGCCGCCUGAGUGACGAGUUCACUGCAGUCCGGAAACAGGCCUGUCUGACGGCCGGGUUUCUGCAGCUGAAGGACGAGACGGUUGUGAGUCGCCUGCUGGAGCUGGCGGAGAACGACCCGGCGCAGGAAGUCCGGCUGUCGGCGCUCAGAGCUGUGGGCGCGCUGGGUUUGUCAUCGCCGGACGUGCAGGAGACGCUGCUGCGCUGCGUGGAGACGGCGGAGGAGGCCGAGCUGCGUCUGGCCGCCUGCCGGCUGCUGCGGAGCGCCGGCGUGACUUCAGCCCGGCUGCGGGACUUCCUGCUGCAGAGGGUUGAUGUGGAAUCCAGCCAGCUGGUCCGCAGGACGAUGGAGGAUCAGCUGCGUCUCUGCGGCUGCGACCUGCGGGAGGAACGCCGCCACGCCAAAUACAUCCGCCUGCAGGUGCGGCGUCUGUGCGAGUGCCGAGCUCUGGCAGAGAAGGUGUUGCUGCUGGAGAAGCUGCGGGUCGGAGGACGAAGCAUCGGCCCGGGGACGCUCGCCAGGCUGCUGAGUCAGCGAUACAGGACGCCCGAUCAAUAACCCGUCACGUGUUUGAGUCUUCUAUUCAAUAAAGCUUCUGUUUCCUCGA